AUGGAAUAUUACAAAGAUUUAGUUCCAGAAUUGAACAAUUGUGAAGCAAGUAUUGAAUUUAAUAAAUGUGUAAACCAAGUUGUAGAUGCUAUGAACUCACAAAUUCCAAAAGAUGCUUUUAGAUCUGAUCCUAAAUCAAUUCAUUACGAAGUAUGUCAAUAGCUUAUUGAUUUAUGAAAUACAUAGUGUAACUGAACUAUUUGACAUUUUUAUAUGUAAAACUCCAUUGUAAGAAUAUCUAAUAGUUCUGUUACACUCUGUAUACUUGUUUUACUUAAAUUGAUAUUUGUAUAAUGUAGUUUUAAUUUCUCAAAUUAUAAUGGAACAUCUACUUAACAACACUCUGUAUACAAAAAAAUUAUUUAAAGAACCAUCAAGUUUGCUAAAUAGAGGUUCCAUAGUAUGUAGUUUUAUUGUACAGAUUAUUAUACAUAUUAGUUAUUAAUAUAUAAUAUAUACUUAUUAAUACUUCAGGUUCUUUCUGAUUUCUUGAUUUAUCUUGAUGAAUUAGGUAAUAUAAAUGCAACAUCUCAAACAAAAUUAACUAUAUUAGGUCUCUGUACUGCAAUAAGAAAAACACUUGAAUUAGUAAAAUAUCUGAGUGAUAAUGUUCAAUUUAAAUAUUUAUUAAUAAUUUGCGUAAACCAAGACGCUCUAGAAGUAAAAACAGGAUAAAUUUAAUAAAAUAAUACAAAUCAUGAUACAAAUAUAAAAUAUUAUUAAUUAGUUAACUGGUAAACCUAAUAUAAAUAUGUUAUUUAUUUUUUCAGUAUUUUUUGGUAGUGUGCGAUAUGCUUGUGGAUCAAGUUGUGUGCAUGACUCAAUUUUAUUCAUACAGAUUUUUAAUGAGUGAUAAGAAAUAAGUAAUAAGUAAUGGAAAUUAUAAUAUGAAAAUUGAAUUGGAAAAAAAAAUUAUGACAUACUUAAUGUUAGUGAAAUAGCAGUCAAUAACUUAAUAAUAACUGAUUAUGCGUCAUGACAAAACUGCUAUUCAAAUCAAUGAAAAUGCUCCAACAAUAUUAAGUGGUUAUGUUGCAAGAAAGAUGCGAAAAGUAAAACCUGCCCAAAUGUUGUCAAGAAUGUUACAUCAUGUAUGCACCAGAUGGCCAUGAAAUAUAAAACAAAUAAAAAUACUUGCACUGAAAACUCGUGGUUAUUUGCUUGUGCCAUCUAAAAAGCUUUAUGAAAUUAUUUAUCAAGUAAUAUAUUUACAUAUUACUUAUUAAGAAUAACAUAAUUUCCUAACUACUAUACAUUUCAAAAUUAUAGGAGAAACUUGAUACAUCACACAAUACGAAAAAUGUAUACCCCACCUAAUGGGAUUUUAUUGAUUGAGAAAAUGACAAGCUUUUGUGGAACGUAAUUGUUCGUCAAUUGAUACAUUUUUUCUUAAGGUAUGGAUGAAAAUUGUUUUUUCAAAGUCUCCAUAAUUGGCCUAAUUUUGUAUAGUCUGUUAUGGCCAUAGUGGUCUUUAUUAAAUAUAUUAUUAUUAUGAAAGUGUAUAAAUCAAAGAAUUUGUUCAAAUUGGUUAAUACUUAUUGGUUUUUGGACAAUUUGAUUACCUAAAUUUGGAGACCAGUAUUUACGUAUAUUAGAAAUAUUGACUAAACCCAUUCAACUCCUAAAUAUUUUUUCACAUCAUUUGAAUUUAUUUUAAAAUUUGUAUCUGGAUCUACUUGUACGCUAUAAAUCUUUGUUUCAUAUACAAUAUGCUCAAUUAAAUCUACUUGGAAAAAGUAACUAACAAUUUGAUACGGAGUACUUGAGUUAAAAUUUCAUUGAAAAAUUUGAAGUUUCCAAAAAAUGUUUAAUUAAGUUUAUGAAUUUUUUCGCGUUUCCAGCAAAUAUAUAAUUUUUCUUUUUUUUUUUUUAAAUUUUAGGUAGAGAUUUUAAAGGUGGUGUAGUUGUAUCAAUCUUAUUCUUUUUUCUUAAACUCCUAAUUUUGAGAUCUGGAGUCAUGUUAGUAUUGGUAGUUAAACAGAAUUUGGCUGUAGUAAAGCUACUAUUGAUGGGUCAUUAGGUUGAGUUUCAAUUGAAAAAUGUCUUAGAUGUGAAGAAAAUGCAUAUACAUUAACUAAAACUAUUACAUCAUUUUAUUCAUUAUUCAGGAUGUAUUUCACAUGUGACACAGAAAAUGCAGCAAGAGAAUAAAAAAAAAAAACAAACAAAUUUAGCAAGACAAUUUAAAUUAUAAUACAAUAUUUUUAAAAUAAUGUAUCAAAGCUGAAUACUUUUAAAUUAAAACCAUUUUACUAUAUACCUACUUAAUUGACUAAUGAAUUUAAACAAUAGAACUUGGUAACAAGUAACUAGUACUGAGUCUUAACACAAAAAAAAAAUUAUUUAAUAAAACUUAAAACAACAAAAAUUGAUAUAAAUUAUUAUUUUAUAUUAAAACCAUGCAUUCAGACAAACACUAAAAUCGGUCUUCAGGCAGAUUGUGGCAGUGGUAGGGAUGGCAACUAUAUAUAUGUUUGAUAGAUCAAUAUUUUUAUAUUGUCAUUUAUCUUCGAUAUUUAUCGGAUAUCGAUAUAAACUUUCAAUAUUAUCGAAAUAUUGUAGUUGCCAGUUGGUAAAUAAAACAAAAUUCUUAAAUGAUGUUUCUUUUAUCAUAUUAUUAUUAACUGUUAUUUGAAGACAAAUAUGGACUUACUGAUUAGUGAUUAUAGAAUAAAGAUAAGAUAAGAUACUGAUAAGAUCCAUAAUUUUCGUAUUACCAAAAAAAACUAAGUAUCGUGUAUACUUGACAUUGUAUUAAAAAUGUGUACAAGUGAAGUUAUCUUAUCCUAUUUACAGAUCGUGGUUCCACCUUAGAUCAUAUAUAAUGAAUGCUAUUAGCGAUUGAAAGCGAAAGAGUCGUUAUCUAGUGGAAUUUAUUAGAACUGCUCUAAUGGGGAAUAUGUACGUUUAAUUACAUUAUAUUGAGACAUUGAGUACUGAGUACUGACUUCUAAAUUUCUUUGUAAUAAUCUCAUUUCGUUGUAAUAAUUAUAAAUAUAGCUUUAUUUGUUGAUAUUAUGGAUGACCAUAAUUAUUAUUUUAGCUAAAUAAUUAAUAAAAAUGCAUACAUUAAAUAUAAACUUGUAUUGAACUUUAAUAAUACAUAAUAUACAAUAGGUAUAGUGUUUAAAAUGUACCUAUCUACUUCGCGAGGUUUACCAUGAAGGUGUCUGGUUUGCAAACAUAGUCUUAAAAUCUUAAUAAAUACAUAAUUUUAGAUUCUAAGUGAAGCGAAGAAUCUUAUGAUUUUGCAAAGAUGUUUAUUUUUUUAUUUAUUUCUCUGGAGAUAUUACAAUGGGUAUAUCUUAGUGGGACUCCACCUGUAUAAGAGCUUAUUUUCACGUGAUUGUGUUUAUUACAACAAAUUUGAAUGAUCUACUUCUAUUUUUUUAAGACUAUUUUUGGAGAAAAAAAAACCUGUCAUUCCCCAUGAGAGUGUAUUAUUAAAAUCUAUGGCAGACCACUUGUUUGAUUCUAUUGGAAAUUAAAUUCCUUAUUCCAAUAAAUUGUGGCUUCAAUUGAGUGAAAAUCUUGAUAGGAAAGUUUCUCCUUAUACUUUGUACAAUAAUGUAUCUCAAAACUGUCAUUCCUGGAAAAACAAUUUAAAAUUUUUUAUAUCUAGACCUUCAAUUGAUAAUGCUUCUCGAAUACAAUCGGAAACCAAACAAAAUUCAAACAGUGAAACAGAUGGUGAGACUGAUACAUCAGAGGGUACCAAUAUUUAUAAAUUCUACUUUACAGAGAUUAUAUAAAAAUGAAUUCAAUAUUAGUGAAAUACAGAAAAAAGGAAAAUUUUCAAAUUGUAUUGUAUAUUAAAACAAGGUGUAUGGAUUAAUGUUGUAAAGCUCCUUGUAAUAUUAUAUAUUAACGUUGUCGAAUAGCAAAUGAUACCUCGAGAUCCAAAAAUUAUAUUACAUUUUCUGGAAAGUGUAAAGAUCGUGGUGCAGAUGCUAUAGGAUUGGUUGAUAAGAAACCAGAUGAAGCUAUGCUGUUGGUCACAAAUAUUUGUUUGACUGGUGUCGAUCUUAAAUGUAAGUAUUUGUCUAAACGACCAUUAAAUGCACAAAAAAGAACUAAAGUAGGCCAGAAGUUAUACAUGACUGCGCCAGUAAUUGGGUUAGAGACAAAGUGGCUCCUCUACAGUUUGUAG
Molecule: messenger RNA, 4150 nt
Organism: Cinara cedri
Lineage: Eukaryota; Metazoa; Arthropoda; Insecta; Hemiptera; Aphididae
Source: the annotation of a GenBank genome assembly